GCCGCUGCUUCUCAAAUUGAUGGAUAUGGAGGAGGCCAGGCAAUGUCGUUCUGCCAUCUUCCUCACGUCCUUCCUCUCCCUCGCCUUUCUCAUAUGGCCGAUUCCAAUGCCGGCCGCCACCAAGGAGAUGAGGUCCAUCUACGCCGGCACGAGGGUCAAGCUGGUACGGUUGGGCCGGCCGGCGUUCGGCCCUGAGAGCCUCGCUUUUGACCACCGUGGCGGUGGCCCGUACACCGGGGUUUCCAAUGGCCGCAUCCUCCAGUGGAAGGGCAAUCGCCGCCACCUCGGCUGGACCGAGUUCGCCCACAAUUACAAGCACAGGACCGUGGUGGAGUGCGCAGCGAAGAAGAAGCUGGUGGAGCCCGAUGGCUCGUGCGGGCGGCCGCUGGGCCUGCAAUUCCACCGUGCGUCCGGUGAUAUGUACAUCGCCGACGCGUACCUGGGGCUGAUGAGAGUGGGGCGAGGCGGCGGGCUGGCAGAGGUGGUUGCCACGGAGGCCGGCGGCGUGCCCUUCAAGUUCCUCAACGGGGUCGACAUCGACCAGGAGACCGGGGACGUCUACUUCACGGACAGCAGCACCAUCUACCAACGGAGUGAGUACCUGCUGGUGGUGCUGAGCGGCGACGCGACGGGGCGGCUCAUGAGGUACGACCCACGGACGGGCGACAUCACCGUGCUCAGGUCCGGCCUGGCCUUCCCCAACGGCGUGGCCAUCAGCACCGACCGUACACACCUCAUCGUCGCCGAGACGUCGCCAUGCAGGCUUCUCCGACACUGGCUGCACGGACCCAUGGCAGGGGAGACUGAGGUGCUUGUUGAGCUGCCGGGGUACCCGGACAACGUGCGGCCCGACGGAGGCGACCGGGGCGGGUACUGGGUGGGAUUUAACCGAGACAAGCAGUGGGAAGAGAACGGGACCACGGCCAACUCCAUGAGCGCCGUCAGGGUCGACGUCACCCGAGACGCCAAGAACGGCACGGUGGCUGUGGCGUUGCGUGGGUACGGUGACGCCACGGUUAGCGAGGUGGUGGAGCGGAACGGGUCUCUGUGGAUCGGCUCCAUCGACACGCCCUACAUCGGCCUCUUGAAGCUUGCACCUCUCUAAUGCAUAAGCGCAUGUACAAUGAAGGCCGCACUUUAGUUCUGCCCCGGUCAUCCACAUAGAUAAAUUUCAAUGAAGCUACUCGUGUGUGCCAUAAUCACCCAGAAAGCUACUUUAUGUGA
Aegilops tauschii subsp. strangulata is the source of this 1224-nucleotide messenger RNA. Its product is annotated as protein STRICTOSIDINE SYNTHASE-LIKE 10-like. The record is from RefSeq and is a predicted model, not a curated record. NCBI's taxonomy places the organism in Eukaryota, Viridiplantae, Streptophyta, Magnoliopsida, Poales, Poaceae. Gene Ontology annotation, molecular function: hydrolase activity. Gene Ontology annotation, cellular component: endomembrane system.